AUGUCAUUUAGGGUUCCUUUUAAUAAAUUGCAUCACCAUCCUAAAAGAGAUCUUUUACUCCUUGUAUUUGGAGACCAUUUUCAAGCCUUAGACACUAGAACAGGUGCAUUGAUAGCUUCCACUCGUGCUUUAUAUUCCGAUAGUAAAGAUCCUGAAAAUCAAAUAUCUCAACCGAAAUACAUUUCACCCGCUGACGUACACAAUACACCUAUAAGAACCGUUGCUUUUCACGAUGGUAUUGGUUCUUUGUUUGCAACCAGUGGAGAAGACAAAUUGCUAAAGGUUUGGGAUCUUGAUUUAGAGUGGAAACUAAAAAAUACGAGACCAGUUACAAAACGACUUGUUUCCAUUGCCUUUAAUAAAGAUGCAUCAAAAAUAAUUACAGCAGAUAAAUUCGGUGAUGUUUUUAGUCAUUCUUUAGAACUGACAGAUGAUAAAAAUUCAUGCGAGUUAUUAUUAGGUCACGUCUCUAUGAUCACAGACAUGCUGUUGACUUUCGACAAUAAAUUCAUAAUCACAGCUGAUCGUGAUGAACAUAUACGCGUUAGUCGAUUUCCAAAAGGAUAUAAAAUUGAAUCUUUUUGUUUGGGUCAUACACAAUUUAUUUCAAAAUUGAAUAUAUUGCCGUGGGAUUCUAAUCUAUUACUUUCAGGAGGUGGUGAUGAUUUUAUUGCCUUAUGGGAUUUUGCAUUAGGAUUGUUAAUUCAACAAUUAGAUAUUAAACAAUUGAUAGAAUCUCAGAUUGAUGAUAAAAAUCAGUUCAAAUUUAUCACAGUGUCAUCCAUUAUCAGUAGUGAUAUUUCGAAGCAUACUGCUAUUCUUAUAGAGAAAUUUCCUGGAAUUAUAAUUUUGAACUGGGAUGAGGUACAACGUCAUUUCAUAUUCAAUCAAAUAUUGACACUUAAGGAUAAUCCACUGGAUAUAUCAUAUGAUCACCGAGGAAAUUUAUGGAUUGCAAAUUCAAUGAAAGAUAAAAGCAAUGAAAAUCUAAUAACAAUGUUUCUGAGAGAAGAUAAUAAUGAGUACACAAAAGUUUCAUACUUUAAUCCUUUAGUUCACCAAAUAAACAAGUUUGGAUCAAUGGAAGUUGAUACACUUCCUGACUUAUACACCACUAAUCAACUUCGCAAAGGAUCUAUUAAUUGGCGAGAAAAAAGGAAUAAUGAACAAAUUGAUGAUUAUAAUGAUUCACAAAGUACAGUUGGUUUAAAAAAUUCUUCAAAGAAAAGGAAAGGACAAGCAAUGGGUAAAAAAACGGUCACAUUUGCAGACGACAAGAAGGGUGAAAUCAAAAAUGAUUAUGAGAAAAUUAAGAAAUCGUCAACAGCAAUCAAGAGUCUGACAGAUCCUAUAAAAAAUAUAGAGGACAAAUGGCAACUUUUGCCAGCUUUCCUUAAAGUUAAGGGCUUAGUGAAACAGCAUAUCGAUUCGUUUAAUUAUUUUGUUGAAACCGAAUUGAAAAAAAUUAUUCGGGCUAACGAUAUGAUAACUUCGGAUGUCGAUCCAUCUUUCUGGUUAAAAUAUCUUGAUAUUAAAAUUGGCCCUCCCGAACGUCCUGAUACUGAUCAUGAUGCCCAUCAAAAUGUAUUCACUCCUCAUGAAUGUCGUUUACGCGAUUUGACAUAUUCAGGAAAUAUUUACGUGGAUGUCGAAUAUGUACGUGGAAAAACAAGGGUUAUUCGCAAAGAUACAAUCAUUGGAAAAUUACCCAUAAUGCUUCGAAGUUCAAAAUGUGUAUUAACGAGUAAAUCCGAUGAAGAUCUGGCAAAAAUGUUUGAAUGCCCUUUAGAUCCAGGUGGAUACUUUAUAAUCAAAGGAACCGAAAAAGUUAUACUCAUUCAAGAACAACUUUCAAAGAAUCGCAUUAUUGUUGAGGGAGAUAAAAAAGGUCUUGUUCAAGCUUAUGUAACAAGUUCAACACAUGAAAGGAAGAGCAAAACUUAUAUAGUCGCAAAGAAUGACGGAAAGAACGAUAAAAUAACUUUAAAACAUAACUCAAUUUCUGAGGAAAUUCCAAUUGUUAUAGUUAUGAAGGCUAUGGGAAUUCAGUCUGAUAAAGAAAUUGCACAAUUGAUUUCAGGUGGAAAUCAAACAUUUUUAAAUAUGUUUUCACCAAAUAUUGAGCAUGCAGCAAAAAUUAAAAUAUUUACCCAAAAGCAAGCUUUAGAUUUUAUUGGAAGUAAAGUUAAAGUGACAAGAAAGAUUGCAAAUGUGAGAAGGCCUAUGGCCGAAGAAGCAUUGGAAAUUCUUGCAACUGUUGUACUUGCACAUGUUCCUGUAAUAGAUUUAAAUUUUCAACCGAAAGUUAUUUACAUUGCUGUAAUGAUUAGACGAGUAUUAAUGGCUUUAGCAAAUGAGAAUUUAGUAGAUGAUCGAGAUUAUGUUGGAAACAAAAGAUUGGAACUGGCGGGAUCUUUGUUAUCUCUUCUUUUUGAAGAUUUGUUUAAAAAGUUCAAUUUUGAUCUCAAAUUGAAUAUCGAUAAAUUAUUAAAGAAACCUAAUCGUGCUUCUGAAUUCGAUGCACAUAAACAAUUAAUGCAACAUGGAGAUUGUAUUACUAAUGGUUUUGUACGCGCUAUCGCUACUGGAAAUUGGUCAUUAAAAAGAUUUAAAAUGGAAAGGGCUGGUAUCACUCAUGUUCUUAGUAGAUUAAGUUAUAUUUCAGCUUUAGGUACUAUGACCAGAAUAACUUCACAAUAUGAGAAAACAAGAAAAAUAAGUGGACCUCGAGCUCUUCAGCCGUCACAAUGGGGUAUGUUAUGUCCUGCUGACACACCCGAAGGUGAAGCUUGUGGAUUAGUUAAAAAUCUCGCUCUUAUGACUCAUAUAACAACUGAUGAUGAAGAAGAACCACUUAGGAGACUUGCAUUUAAUCUUGGUGUUGAAGAUGUUAGUAGUUUAACUGGAAGUGAACUUUAUCAACCAAAUUCUUAUAUGGUUUUUUUGAAUGGUCUUAUGCUUGGUAUUACACGACAGCCUAUAGAAUUUGUCAAAGAUUUUCGAAGUUUACGUCGCUGUGGUCGAAUAUCCGAAUUUGUUAGCAUUUACGUGAAUCAUCAUCAUACAGCUGUUCAUAUUGCUUCUGAUGGUGGUCGAGUAUGUCGUCCUUUAAUAAUAGUGGAAAAUCAAAAACCUAGAGUAACUUCAGAACAUAUUAAAAAAUUAAAACAAGGACGAAUGAAGUUUGCAGAUUUUUUAGAGCAAGGGCUUGUCGAAUAUUUGGAUGUAAAUGAAGAAAAUGAUUCAAACAUUGCUAUAUACGAACGUGAAAUAAUUCUUCAAACUACUCAUCUUGAAAUCGAACCUUUUACUAUUUUGGGUGCAGUUGCCGGAUUAAUUCCAUAUCCUCAUCACAAUCAAAGUCCAAGAAAUACAUAUCAAUGUGCUAUGGGUAAACAAGCUAUUGGAGCUAUAGCAUAUAAUCAAUUACGAAGAAUAGAUACUUUGUUAUAUUUAAUGGUUUACCCACAACAACCAAUGGUCAAGACAAAAACAAUUGAGCUGGUUGGAUAUGAUAAGCUUCCCGCAGGACAAAACGCCAUAGUAGCAGUUAUGAGUUAUUCAGGAUAUGAUAUCGAGGAUGCAUUAGUUCUUAAUAGGGCAUCAGUUGAUCGUGGAUUUGGUCGUUGUCAAGUAAUGAGGAAACACGUCGCUUUAAUGAAGAGAUAUUCAAAUGGAUCUUUUGAUCGGAUAGGGGAUCCUCCCGUAGGUUCGGAAUUACAAACAGGACCAUCUGCCGAACGAUUCAACAUCUUAGAAAAAGAUGGAAUAGCGGGAGUUGGCGAAAGAGUUAACCCUGGACAAGUUAUUGUCAACAGACAUACACCAACUAAUCUUAAUGCUAAUAUUCCUAUUAAUAUGCCUAUUGCCAAUGCUCCUACAAUUCAGUUCACUUGGAAACAUGCUCCUUUGGUUUAUAAAUCACCUGAGCCUGGUUAUAUUGAUAAGGUUUGUAUUACUACUACUGAACAAGAGCAAACUCUUAUAAAAACUUUGAUAAGACAAACGCGAAUUCCUGAAUUGGGGGAUAAAUUUUCAUCACGUCAUGGCCAAAAAGGUGUAUGUGGUAUUAUUGUACCUCAAGAAGAUAUGCCCUUUUCAGAUACUGGCAUAUGUCCUGAUAUUAUUAUGAAUCCUCAUGGCUUCCCUUCCCGUAUGACAGUUGGAAAAAUGAUAGAACUAUUAGCUGGCAAAGCAGGGGUUUUAAAAGGAGAAUUACAAUAUGGGACAGCAUUUGGUGGUAGUAAAGUUGAAGAUAUGAGUAAAAUCUUAAUUGAACAUGGGUACAAUUAUUCUGGCAAAGAUUAUUUAACUUCAGGUAUAACUGGUGAACCUUUAUCUGCUUACAUUUUCUUUGGACCAGUAUAUUACCAAAAAUUAAAACAUAUGGUUGUUGAUAAGAUGCACGCUCGUGCUCGUGGACCACGGGCUGUUUUAACUCGUCAACCUACGGAAGGUCGAUCAAGAGAUGGUGGUCUACGUCUGGGUGAAAUGGAACGAGAUUGUCUUGUUGGUUAUGGCGCUAGCAUGUUACUUAUGGAACGAUUAAUGAUUUCUUCUGAUCAAUUUGACGUUCACGUUUGUGAACAUUGUGGGUUAUUAGGUUAUCGAGGAUGGUGUCAACAUUGUAAGUCAAGUAAACAUAUGGUAACUAUGCAAAUGCCAUAUGCGGCAAAAUUAUUAUUUCAAGAACUUCAAAGCAUGAAUAUUUCCCCUAGAUUAGUUUUAGAAGAAUUUUAA
Messenger RNA from Diversispora eburnea, 4740 nucleotides. Lineage: Eukaryota; Fungi; Glomeromycota; Glomeromycetes; Diversisporales; Diversisporaceae. The record is from the annotation of a GenBank genome assembly.